Molecule: messenger RNA, 804 nt
Organism: Closterium sp. Naga37s-1
Lineage: Eukaryota; Viridiplantae; Streptophyta; Zygnematophyceae; Desmidiales; Closteriaceae
Source: the annotation of a GenBank genome assembly
AUGCCUGUACCGGGGUUCAAAGGAUCGCUGCUGGAUUUCGUCAUGCGAGAAACGGAAGUGCUCCACGGAAAGGUUCGGCGCUACACAAGCCCCACAGAACGGCCGUUCUUCCCUGAUGCCAUUCCGCCGCUUAUUCUGCCUCCAUUGAACUACCCCAGAGUACGUCGGAUGCAUGGCAUCUCCUUUGACAGCCAAUUCUCCGUCCGCGCGCACUCCCUCCCGUUGCGCGCGACAACUCCCCUUCCGCCGCCCACGCUCUCUCCCUCCCGCCACGUUCUCUCGCUUCCCUCCUGUCGCGACAGUCCCCUCCGUCGCCCACGCUCACUCCUCCCCACCACGCACGCUCUCCCCCCAUCCAUCGCCCACGCUCACUGCCCGUACUCCGCACACGCUCACUUCCCUCCGUCGCCCAGGCUCACCCCCUGCCCCUCGCCUUCUCUAAUUCCCCUCCGUCGCCUAUGCUCCAUCCCCAUCCCUUCCCUCCCCAUCCCUCAUCUCCCCAUCCCUUCCCUCCCUAUCCCUCAUCUCCCCAUCCCUUCCCUCCCCAUCCCUCAUCUCCCCAUCCCGUCCCUCCCCAUCCCUCACCUCCCCAUCCCCGCCUCCCCAUCCCUUCCCUCUCCAUCCCUUCCCUCCCCAUCCCUCACCUCCCAGUCUCUCAACUUACCGUCCCUCUUCUCCCCAUCCCUCUUCUCCCCAUCCCUCUUCUCCCCAUCCCUCUUCUCCCCAUCCCUUCCCUCUCCAUCCCUCACCUCACCAUUCCGAAUGUUGGUUGUUGGUAGUACUACUACUAGGUAUGACAAAUAG